UAGAGGUGCUGGAGACCCAGACAGUGGAGCUGGUAGAGCCGGAGAGGAAAGGAGGAGCAGGACCCGGGCACCGGGAGGGAGAGCGACUCCGGAGCUUGGGAGAAAGAAGCACCUUGCAUGUGAAUAUGAGGUCUGUCCCUGGAGCGAUCCUCAAGACACUCCUGGUGUUAUCUACCCCAAACUGGAACCGGGUCAUAGCUGGGAAUUCCUAUGGUUGUGAUGAGCCUCUGGUGUCUGCCUUGCCUCAGGCAUCCUUCAGCAGCUCCUCGGAACUUUCUAGCAGCCAUGCUCCGGGAUUUGCCAGGCUAAAUAGAAGAGAUGGAGCUGGUGGCUGGUCCCCGCUUGUGUCCAAUAAAUACCAGUGGCUACAGAUUGAUCUUGGAGAGAGGAAGGAGGUCACUGCUGUGGCCACCCAAGGGGGAUAUGGGAGCUCCAACUGGGUGACCAGCUACCUCCUGAUGUUCAGUGACAGUGGCCGGAACUGGAAACAAUACCGCCAGGAGGACAGCAUUUGGGGCUUUUCUGGGAAUGCAAAUGCAGACAGUGUUGUGUACUACAGACUGCAACCCUCCAUCAAAGCCAGAUUUCUGCGCUUCAUCCCUUUAGAAUGGAACCCCAAGGGCAGAAUUGGAAUGCGGAUUGAGGUGUUUGGAUGCACCUACAGAUCAGAAGUGGUCGAUCUUGAUGGACAAAGUUCUUUUCUCUAUAAAUUUGAUCCCAAAGCCCUAAGUCCAGUAAAGGAAAUUAUUUCUUUAAAAUUUAAAACCAUGCAAAGUGACGGUAUUCUCUUCCACCGGGGUGGGCAAAAUGGAGAUUACAUCACCCUGGAAUUAAGAAGAGGAAAACUCUUUUUGCUUAUUAAUUCAGGUGAAACAAAGCUGCCCUCAUCGCACACUCUGAUCAACCUCACCCUGGGCAGCCUGCUUGAUGACCAGCAUUGGCAUUCAGUGCUCAUCCAGCUGUGGGGCCAGCAAGUCAACUUCACGGUGGAUGAGCAGAGGCACCGCUUCCAUGCCCAGGGAGACUUCAGUUACCUGGAUCUGGAGCCUGAGAUCAGCUUUGGAGGGAUUCCAGCACCUGGAAAAUCAGUAUCAUUUUCUCAUAAAAAUUUUCAUGGAUGCUUAGAAAAUCUUUACUAUAAUGGAGUGGACAUUAUUGACUUGGCCAAGUGGAAUAAACCACAGCUCAUCAUUACGGGGAAUGUGUCAUUCUCUUGUUCACAACCUCAGUCCGUGUCAGUGACUUUUCUCAGUCCCAGGAGUUACUUGGCACUGCCAGGAUCUUCAGCGGAGGAUGAGAUCUUGACCACUUUUCAGUUUCGAACCUGGAAUAAGGCAGGCCUGCUGCUCUUCAGUGAACUUCCAUUGGUUUCCGGAAGUCUCCUCCUUUUUCUUAAUGAUGGGAAACUCAAGCUGAGCCUCUACCAGCCAGGAAAAUUACCCAGUAACACCACAGCAGGAGCAGGCUUGAAUGAUGGACAAUGGCAUUCCGUCUCCUUAUCGGCCCAGAGGAAUCUCCUGAGCAUGGUGGUGGAUGGUCAGAUGAUUUCUGCUCCUCCUUCCCUGGGCCCCGAACACACUCAUUCAGGGGGAACAUAUUAUUUUGGAGGUUGUCCUGACAACAGCCUCGGAUCCGAAUGCAGAAACCCACUGGGUGGAUUUCAGGGCUGUAUGCGUCUCAUUUCUAUCCGUAACCAGGUGGUGGAUCUGAUUUCUGUCCAGCAGGGCUCCCUGGGGAACUUCAGUGACCUUCAGAUAGACUCAUGUGGCAUCACAGACAGGUGUUUGCCUAACUACUGUGAACACGGUGGUGAGUGCUCGCAGUCCUGGGACACUUUUUACUGCAACUGCGCAGAUACAGGCUACAGAGGAGCCACUUGCCACAAUUCUAUCUAUGAGCAGUCAUGUGAAGCCUAUAAACAUAGAGGAAAUACUUCAGGGUUUUAUUAUAUAGAUUCAGAUGGAAGUGGCCCCUUAGAGCCGUACCUUCUAUAUUGCAAUAUGACUGAAACCGCCUGGACCAUCCUCCAGCACAACGUCUCUGACUUAGUCAGAAUUAGACACACUCGCCCUGAAAGCCCCUACGCGGGGUCUUUUGAGUAUGCCGCCAGCUCCGAGCAGUUGCGGGCCACAAUUCAGAGCGCAGAGCACUGUGAGCAGGAGCUUGCCUACUACUGCAAGAGGUCCCGGCUGGUCAGCAGGCAUGAUGGAACUCCUCUGAGUUGGUGGGUUGGAAGAACGAAUGAAACACACACCUACUGGGGAGGCUCUUUGCCUGAUCCUCAAAAAUGCACUUGCGGAUUGGAGGGAAAUUGCAUCGAUUCUCAAUAUUACUGCAACUGUGAUGCCGACCGAAAUGAAUGGACCAAUGACACUGGAUUCCUUUCAUAUAAAGAACACCUGCCCGUCAGGAAGAUCGUGAUCACAGACACAGGUCGGCCCCACUCGGAAGCAGCGUACCGCCUAGGACCUCUGCUGUGCCGAGGAGACCGAUCCUUUUGGAAUUCAGCAUCCUUCAAUACUGAAGCGUCCUACCUUCAUUUUCCUACUCUGCAUGGAGAACUUAGUGCUGAUGUGUCCUUCUUUUUUAAGACAACAGCCUCAUCUGGGGUAUUUUUAGAGAACCUGGGAAUUACUGACUUCAUACGAAUAGAGUUACGCUCUCCAUCAAUAGUGACUUUUUCAUUUGAUGUGGGCAAUGGGCCUUUGGAAAUCUCGGUGCAAUCACCAACUCACUUCAAUGACAACCAGUGGCACCAGGUGAGGGUGGAAAGGAACAUGCAAGAAGCAUCCAUCCAGGUGGACCAGCUCACUCCAAAGACUCAGCCUGCCCCAGCAGAUGGGCAUGUCCUCUUACAGCUCAACAGCCAACUCUUCGUGGGUGGGACGGCCACCAGGCAAAGAGGCUUCCUGGGAUGUAUUCGAUCCCUACAAUUGAACGGCCUGGCCCUGGACCUAGAAGAAAGGGCCAAGGUGACACCUGGGGUCGAGCCAGGCUGUCGGGGCCAUUGUAGUAGCUAUGGCAAACUCUGUCUCAACGGAGGGAAGUGCAGAGAAAAACCCAGUGGGUUCUCCUGUGACUGCACCUACUCUGCCUAUGCAGGACCAUUCUGCAACAAAGAGAUUUCUGCCUAUUUUGGAUCAGGCUCGUCUGUGAUUUACAAUUUUCAAGAAAAUUAUUCCUUAAGUAAAAAUUCCAGCUCCCACGCUGCAUCAUUUCAUGGUGAUAUGAAGCUGAGCCGAGAAAUGAUCAGGUUUAGCUUCCGAACAACGCGCACCCCAAGCUUACUACUUUAUAUGAGCUCCUUUUAUAAAGAAUAUCUCUCGGUAAUCAUUGCUAAAAAUGGAAGUUUGCAGAUAAGAUACAAGUUAAAUAAAUAUCAAGAACCAGACAUUAUUCUCUUUGAUUUAAAAAACAUGGCAGAUGGGCAACUCCACCACAUCAGGAUUAACCGAGAAGAAACCCUGGUCUUUGUUGAGAUUGAUGAAAACACAGGGAGACAAGUCCAGCUGGCAUCAGGAACAGAGUUUAGUGCCAUCAAGUCUCUUGUCCUGGGAAGGCUGGUAGAACUCGGCGAUGUGGACCAGGAGACUGCACUGGCUGGUGCACAGGGCUUCCUGGGUUGUCUGUCUGCUGUCCAGUUCAGCCACGUGGUCCCUCUGAAGGCUGCCCUGCACCCCAGCAGCCCUGCACCCAUCACUGUCUCAGGACAUGUAUCAGAGUCCAGCUGUAUGGCUCCCGCUGGCACAGAUGCUACCUUAAGGGAGAGGACACACUUAUUUGCAGAUCAUUCUGGAACAAAAGAUGACAGAGAACCCCUUGCCAAUGCAAUCAGAAGUGACUCAGCAGUGAUUGGAGGUUUGAUAGCGGUGGCGAUCUUUAUCUUGCUCUGCAUCACUGCCAUAGCUGUUCGCAUUUAUCAGCAGAAAAGGUUAUACAAAAGAAAUGAGGCAAAAAGGUCAGAGAAUGUAGACAGGGGCGAGGCUGUCUUGAAAAGUGAGCUUAAUAUUCAAACUACAGUUAGUGAAAACCAGAAAGAGUACUUCUUCUGAUGGGCAGCUCUGAUUUUGUUUAUAAUUACAACUGUCUGCUUUAAUAGCCAGGACACUCAAUGGACAGAAUAAAAAAGCUUGUACCCUGAAUUUCCAGGGAGUGGACCUGCAACACCCCCAUCUUGCCAUAUCCAGACUCGAGAUGGUUCCAGGAAGCCUCAUCCAGAGAUAUUUCCCCAUAGCCAUCAUUCUGGAGAAGGAAGAACUAGACAGUGCUCUUAAUUUCCAACUCUUCUGCUAGGAUCUUGAAAUCAUAAAUUGAACUCACUUGAUUACUAUGGUUUUUAAAUGUGAAAAUCAUAGCCUUGUUCUCUACCAUGUGAUACAUACAUUUUGUUAACAGGAAAAAUACCAAAAUUGGACUCUAAUGAUGCUUUAUUUGAGAACAUGUUGUAUUUGCUUUAGUGUUCCCAUCAUGUCAUUCCCAGACCUGGAAAUGCCUCUUAAGAUUUUGUUUGGCUGGUGUUCGCAUCUUCAAUGGCCAAAUGUAUACAAAUCCCUUUGCCUCAAUACAGUUUGCUGGUAGUCUUGAAAGCUAAUUUAUCGUCAUUGGUUGCUUUGUAUUUUUUUUCCUACUUGCCUCUUCAUAAUUUUUAGGUUUGAGUGUCAGAUUCUAGCUCUGAAUAUAAAAUCAUAUGUAAUAAUACACAGUUGUCAGUAUGUGACGUCUUGCUUUUAAAAUGUUUUCUAUUAAAUUGACAGCAUUAUUUUUGCAGUAGCAGUAGUUAAGACCUGGGAUAAUGUCAGUUUCCCAGAGAAUGAGAAAUGUUUGCAACUAAACUUGUUGAUGAAAAAACUCAUAGAUCUUAGCACUGCAAAAAUAUUUUUAUUUAUAACUGUAAUAUCGCCAAUGAAACAUGCUUCUGAGACUAUUUCCCCCCUACUUUCUGUCAGUUUUCUCUAUAGAUUUAUACUUCUGGUAUCUUUAAAGUUUAUCACCAAGUUUUCUUUGAUCUCUCCUGACUAUAUUCCAUAGAACACGUUCCUAGUUAUUAGAAAAAGAAAGACAAUCGAAGCAUAGAAUUCGGUUACCCUUUUUAAUAUAUAGUCCCCUACAGGUAUACUUCUGGCAGUAUGUAGAACUCAAGGACAUACUUUCAGAAAUAUGAUGCAGUCUUUUCUGCAAAUCUGUAUUGUGAUUCAAGAACUCUUCUGGCAUGUACGGACUGGAGGAGGUAAUACAUUAUAUGUCCUAUACUAAGUCCGCUCUUCUGCUCAUUUCUCAUUUACAAUGAGGGGUAACAUUUCUCAAAAGGUUCUACAAACCAACAUAACUUUCUAAAACUUGCUCAUUAUAUAAUAACUAGUUGUACUUGAACUGUAUAUUGUCCCAGGAGUUCAAAGGACUAUCAAUAGCUAAUGAAAGAGUUACAGUGAUUAAUUUUGAGGCCAUGUGAACAGAUGCUUGCAUGUAGCUAUCAUUGAAUUGUAUAAGAUAAUUAUAUAAUAAAGGCACUUGGUUAUUUGUACUUUAACUAUUUAGGUGCCUCACAAGGGGGGAAAAUGAAUUCCUUCAUUUGUCUACAUCAGACUUUGGAAAUAAUGUGAAUUUGGCAUCUUAUUUUCUAUAUGUUUUUAUUUAACAUUCUUUAUGAAACCUGCCUGUCUUUUCUCCUAAUAUUAGACCCAUAUUGAUGUUUCUGUAAAAUGCCUGACUAGACAUUGAGGAUCUGAUGUAACAUAGCAGUUUGUGAAGGAUUGAUGUUGAUGAUUCCUUUUUUUUUUUUAAGUUGAAAGAUCUUGUUGGCUAGAGAAGACUUGAACACAGAAUUUUUUUUAAUUUAAGAUUUGGAGCAGCAAAAUACAGACAUGGCAGCUUUGAACACUUGUUCUUUGGUAGCAGCAUAAACUUGGUUGAGAGCUGGAGUGCAAAAUGGUUUGUAGAUGGUGAAGCCUCCAAGUAUUUACUCUGUGGUCUACACCACUAAAAACUGCAGCAUUAUGGCAUCAAAACGCAUAACUGCAUCAACUGCCUUGACCUUCUUUCCUGGUUUGUAAGCUACUUCUUUUUUCCUAAUAAUAUGCAUUUCAAGGUAAAAUGCAAAAUAUAUUUUAAGAGAUGUUGUAUAAAAGUUUAAAACUAGGGAAUUAUACUGGAUUUUGUUUUCUUAAAAAAGUAAAAGAUGUGUAGAUGUA
Suncus etruscus (white-toothed pygmy shrew) is the source of this 6188-nucleotide messenger RNA. RefSeq names its product contactin associated protein family member 4 (gene CNTNAP4). The coding region runs from base 126 to 4052 and encodes 1308 amino acids. Lineage: Eukaryota; Metazoa; Chordata; Mammalia; Eulipotyphla; Soricidae. The transcript is spliced from 24 exons. The record is from RefSeq and is a predicted model, not a curated record.